AAAUAAGCGGGUCAUUGGGCCGAGCCCAUAAAAGCCCACAAAAUAAAAAGAUUGCGGUGCUAUAAAAAGAUUCUGAAAUUAGAUUAGGCUUCGUGUUAGGGUUUACAAGAAGCAUUCUCGGUGCAGCCGUCGAGCAUUCCCCGGAGGCAAGAUUCGAAAAUGCCGUCACACAAGACAUUCGUAAUCAAGAAGAAAUUGGCGAAGAAGAUGAGGCAGAACAGGCCCAUCCCUUACUGGAUCCGUAUGAGGACCGACAAUACCAUCAGGUACAAUGCUAAGCGCCGUCACUGGCGCCGUACCAAGCUUGGAUUCUGAGGUCCUUGCUUUGCUGCGUUUUGUCCUUUAUUAGGUUUUUUUUUUAUUCAGUUUAAUUUAAGACAAUCGAUGUUUUCGAAUUGUAAUGUCAUACUUUGGAUCUAUAUCAAGUAAGAACUUUCAGCAGUGUUUUGAGGAACUUAUUGUAGUUAAUUAAAGGUGUUUAACACCUUUUUAAAUCAAUUUGGAUUCUUUGCAUUCUGUAUUA
Medicago truncatula (barrel medic) is the source of this 523-nucleotide messenger RNA. Its product is annotated as 60S ribosomal protein L39-3. The transcript is spliced from 3 exons. Gene Ontology annotation, molecular function: structural constituent of ribosome. Gene Ontology annotation, cellular component: ribosome; cytosolic large ribosomal subunit. The record is from RefSeq and is a predicted model, not a curated record. Gene Ontology annotation, biological process: translation. The coding region runs from base 160 to 315 and encodes 51 amino acids. NCBI's taxonomy places the organism in Eukaryota, Viridiplantae, Streptophyta, Magnoliopsida, Fabales, Fabaceae.